This is a messenger RNA of Homalodisca vitripennis (glassy-winged sharpshooter), 830 nucleotides long. RefSeq names its product cylicin-1-like. The record is from RefSeq and is a predicted model, not a curated record. The transcript has 3 exons. Bases 125 to 781 code for a protein of 218 amino acids. NCBI's taxonomy places the organism in Eukaryota, Metazoa, Arthropoda, Insecta, Hemiptera, Cicadellidae.
UUCAACACGUUUCCUACAGCUAAAACACGGUACACAAAUUACAUCAAUCAAGUCUUACACAAGUACAUGAUGAACUGAGCUCUUGGAGCCGCACGCAUGUCAAAUUGUAAGUGCCGCCAAUGCGAUGUACUCACCACGGGGGGAAGAUCCGGUUAUUAUUCAGAGUUCUGUAUAUCUAACUACUGUUUUGGGGUCUAUGCUGGUAGAGUUCGCCCCAGAGGUAGCAGAAUCUAUACGGAAGAAGUUAAAAGAAAUAUGGCAAAAGCUAACAGGAGGAAAAUCCACCGGAGGUAAUAAAAACAGAGAUUCAAAGAGUGCCAAUCGUAGAGGUUCGAAGCAAAGUCGUAAAGAUAAAAGCCGUGAUCAGGAUUCUGAUGAUGAGGAGGGAAGCCAGAAGGCUAGUAAUACAGACGAAGAUGACCAAGGAAGUAAGAAGAAAGAUUCUAAAAAAAGAAAAGGAAAAACGUCCAAUAGGAAGGAUAACAAGAAAACUCAACAGUCAGAUGAAUCCAAAAGUAAGAAAGAUAACAAUUCUACAGAUGAGGACGACGAAGACAGAAAAAAAGAAUCCCCUAAAACAAGAAAAGAUGAAAAGCCCAAUACAAAAGAGAAAAAGAAAGCCCCAAAGUCUGAUGAGCGGUCUAAAGAUAACAUAUCUGUAGCUUCUCGCGCUUCCCUUGGUCGUCGUUCUUCGUCAAUGUCAAAUCGACAAACCAAUGUGGAACGGAGGCCAUCUACCACCAGUCAAAAAUCAAGAGAAAGGUCCAGAUAUCAUGGCUGAUGUUCUGAUAUAAAAUUAAAAAAAUAAAGACUAUUCUGGAUUAAUAUGA